CCAAAAUAGAGCGGACAGUGAUUUUAGCAAAGGUGUGAUGAAAAGGAUCAGUGGCCUUAUAAGGAUGAAUUAUUGUAGUGCAAAUAUCACCAGCAAGCUUGAGCUGCAGAGAAGAGGUCUUGGUACAGUGCAGAGAGAGGGGCAUCUUGUUUCUAGAUGGACCGCGAGCAGCACUCCAUCCAGCUAGAAAAGCAGCAUGUCCACGACGUUUACGAUCGGAUCGCACCGCACUUCAGCGACACGCGCUACAAGGCCUGGCCACAGGUCAAACAGUUCCUCAUGAAGCAGGAGCCAGGGAGCCUCAUCGCAGAUGUCGGCUGUGGAAACGGGAAGUAUCUGGACAUCAACCCCUUCACAUGGAAACUGGGCUCUGACCACUGCAACAGUCUGGCCAGCAUCGCAGGCAGUAGGGGUCACGAGGUCAUGGUCUGCGACAACCUGCGGCUCCCCUAUCGUGACAACUGUUUCGACGCCGCGAUCUCCAUCGCCGUGGUCCACCAUUUCGCCACGGUGGAGAGGAGGGUCGCCGCGAUACGGGAGUUGGCGCGAGUGGUGCGGCCUGGGGGACAGGUUAUGAUCUACGUGUGGGCGCUGGAGCAAACCCACAGAAAGUUUGAAGCUCAAGAUGUCCUGGUCCCCUGGCACAUGCAGGCACACUACCUCCAAAGCACAGCACACAAUACCCCUAAGAAGCAGAAGAAGGUCAAAGACAAGUCCAAGAGAAACAAUCACCACGUUCAAGACCAUCAAGACUCCUCAAGAAUGUCCAUCUUGAGCCAAAGACCAAGCAGCAAUCAACACAGUCACUCCGUCCACAAGAAUCACUCACAAAGUGCAUUACAGCAAAGUUCCAAGUGCCAAGAGCCGUCCAAAAGAAGGGGGAGCUUCUCUAUCUUAGGUCUGAACCUUCCCUUUGCCGAGCGGAAUGGGUAUCACUGGAAUUCCGAGACCAGUUUGUUCCGUAGCCUGUGGAACAACAGCAUGGAACAGCUCUCCCAGGGGGAGGAUAGCUACGAAAAGAGAACAGCCACUUCGGUGGAAGGCUUUGACCACCAGAAUGUAACAAACAACAAAACGAACGGGAUCACAGAAGCGUAUCUCAAAGCGGACCGGCGAACUCGAUCGUUGGACAUCGAGAACACAGAGGACAGCGACGGCGUAGAAGUCUCCAUACCUAACGGCGAAACGAGAGAGCUACAAAACAAAUACGGCUCCGCAGACCGAGCGAGGAAACCGUUAGAACAGAUCCGACAGGAACAAGAGCAUGUCCGCGGGCGAUCCCACUCGCUUGGCGGGGAAGACAUCAGCGAAAAGUACUACCGUAAUCACCACAAGCCCGAGGCAGCGCCCGCGGAACCAGAGGAUCUAUCGCAGUACCACAGGUACUAUCACGUGUUCAGGGAGGGCGAACUGGCAGGGCUGAUAGAGGAACAUGUGGAAAAUCUACAUAUUCUGCAGGACUUCUACGAUCAUGCUAACUGGUGUGUCAUUGCAGAAAAGGUCCAGGUUUGGACGAUCUGAUAUAAAAAUGGUAGUCAAGGUCAUAUGAAAGAAUUGUAUAAUUAUAGUACUUUAACACUUGUGCAAUGCUGCUGAAUGAAUCAUAAGAUCUACUUACUAGAAUAUUACUUCUAAUACUUCUCUGUUCUUCCCUCAAAUCUUAAUUAUGAUUUGUCAAAUUUUAUUUACUGAUGUUGAAAUUUGUUAAGAAGCCUAGACUAGUACACUUUCCUGUUGUUUUACAAAACAAAGUAUUUUAAAGUAUAUUGAAGAUAUGUUGCAAGAAUUGGCUGUGUCUUGUGUGUAUGGAAGAUUCUGAGUGAUUUGUGAAUUUAUACUGUUGAUCAGUGACAGUGAUUAAGAAAUGUUGUCGCAGUCUACUCAAUUUGAUCUUAGACUUACUAGUCUAAUAUCUGUUUAAAAAGUUGUCAAGUUUUAAUGGCCAAAUGUUUUACUAAUAUGUUAAGAUGGUUAUAUCCUUACAAUGUAACAAUUGUUUUUAACUUCUACAUGGAUUCUUGAGCCAUAUGUAUGUGGAUAGAAUAAAUAUUCAUACAAAAUGUACUUGCAACAUUUGGAAAACUAUUUUAGAAUUUUUUUUGUUUUCUGUACGCUCAGCAAGUACAUAGUUUUGGUAACAUUACUUACAAAAAUGUACUAGUAUCACAUUGUGGAUAUUAGAAAUUGGUAUCAAAUGGAAUUCUGGUAGUAAUGUGUCACCUGUGAAAUUACAUCUGAGUAUCUAGGUAGCUUUAUAAAACACAGUAAACCUAAAAUGGAUUGAAACUUGUCUACUGUGAUCCGAUUAGAAAAAUAUUUAGGAGAAAAUUGUGUAAAAAUAGCCAUAACAAGAAUUCGGAGAUCUCAUAUACCUCCAUGAAAUAUAUGAGUUUUUCUAAAUGUUUUUACA
Messenger RNA from Branchiostoma belcheri (Belcher's lancelet), 2410 nucleotides. RefSeq names its product probable tRNA methyltransferase 9-like protein. Gene Ontology annotation, cellular component: cytoplasm; nucleus. The record is from RefSeq and is a predicted model, not a curated record. Lineage: Eukaryota; Metazoa; Chordata; Leptocardii; Amphioxiformes; Branchiostomatidae. Gene Ontology annotation, biological process: tRNA wobble uridine modification. Gene Ontology annotation, molecular function: S-adenosylmethionine-dependent methyltransferase activity; tRNA binding.